AUUCAGGGUGCUCAUACAAGCCUAUAUAAAUCUCCAGGCGAACAAGGUCAAUCCCACGCCCAUCUCUUUCUCACUUCUCUCAUCAGCUGAGUAGCGCGUUACGUUGCGAUUCGUCUCUUGACGAACUGAAGUGAGGGAGAGAACCAAUGGCCAAGUUCCAGCUGCUCGCCACUCUCUGCCUCCUCUCUGCCAUUGCUGCUAUCGCUCUGGCAUCCCCAAAGCCCCAGUUCACUAUCCAAGGCCGAGUAUAUUGUGACACUUGCCGGGCAGGCUUUGAGACCACUGCAACCGAGUACAUUAAAGGAGCCAAGGUGAAGAUGGAAUGCAAGCGUUACGACAACGAUGAAGUGUCGUACGAAGCUGAGGCGGUGACAGAUGGCAGCGGUACCUACUCGAUCACCAUCAACAACGACCACCAGGACGAGAUCUGCGAGGUGGUGUUGCUGGAAAGCCCCUUGGCUGGCUGCAACGAGAUCGUGGUCGGAAGGAACAGAGCCCGUGUUGUGCUCACCCAGAAUAGUGGCAUGUCAUCCGGUGUUCGCUAUGCUAACUCCCUCGGCUUCUACAAGGAAGAUCCACUCCCACUUUGCGGUGAAUUACUCCAGAUGUUCGCCUUGGAUGAUUGAUUUCAUUACACCAAGCAUAAAUUUAAGCAGCACCAACAUGCGCAGGCAUUUGGAAACGGAAAUGCAUGCUCCUCUUUAUUACUUAAUAAAUUACUUGCUUAAUUAAUUACCUCCUCGUCUUUGUCAAAUAAUCUAUAAUACCUAAUCAUUCAACAACAAAAAAUAAUGUACCAUCCAAGGCACUGCACUUGCUACCUUAUUUAUCA
Messenger RNA from Dioscorea cayenensis subsp. rotundata (Guinea yam), 832 nucleotides. Its product is annotated as major pollen allergen Lol p 11-like. The record is from RefSeq and is a predicted model, not a curated record. The transcript has 2 exons. Lineage: Eukaryota; Viridiplantae; Streptophyta; Magnoliopsida; Dioscoreales; Dioscoreaceae. Bases 147 to 626 code for a protein of 159 amino acids.